Myripristis murdjan (pinecone soldierfish) is the source of this 3931-nucleotide messenger RNA. RefSeq names its product insulin-like growth factor-binding protein 5. Gene Ontology annotation, cellular component: extracellular region. The record is from RefSeq and is a predicted model, not a curated record. Bases 371 to 1177 code for a protein of 268 amino acids. NCBI's taxonomy places the organism in Eukaryota, Metazoa, Chordata, Actinopteri, Holocentriformes, Holocentridae. Gene Ontology annotation, molecular function: insulin-like growth factor II binding; fibronectin binding; insulin-like growth factor I binding. Gene Ontology annotation, biological process: regulation of insulin-like growth factor receptor signaling pathway. The transcript is spliced from 4 exons.
UUGAUCAGUCUGCUCAGGAAACUUCUAGUGGAGAAAGUACUGGAGUCCACUUUGAAGGGGGAGAAGUUCAGAUUUUGUGCAAAGAAUUGCCUUGCUCCUGCAGAAGACAAUCUCGGGAAAAAUAUUCAUCUAUAUAUACUCACUUUAAAUUGGCCAUUUUAACUAUUUUUUGCAUGGUGCAGGGCGAAAAGCCUGUAACACAGAUUUUUUUAACAGAUAGGAACACUUUUGGAUGAAGACUCUUGGCUUUAGCUUUAAAAAAAAAUCGGAUUAUCUGACUGAGGCAUUGUGUUCACUUAGACUCUAGCCUACUCUUUUUUUCCUCUUCGCAUUUGAGGGUUUAGGCUGUCCCACAGACGAGAACACCAACAUGUUUCUGAGUUUUUGUCUCUUGGUGACAUUUCUUUUGGGGCUGUCCGGGUGCUUGGGCUCAUACGUGCCGUGCGAGCCUUGUGACCAGAAGGCGCUGUCCAUGUGUCCCCCGGUCCCGGUCGGCUGCCAGCUGGUCAAGGAGCCGGGUUGCGGCUGCUGCCUAACGUGCGCCCUGUCUGAGGGGCAGGCGUGCGGCGUUUACACCGGGACUUGCACCCAUGGCCUCCGCUGCCUGCCGAGGAGCGGGGAGGAGAAGCCCCUGCACGCCCUUCUCCACGGCAGGGGAGUGUGCACCAACGAGAAAGGAUACAAACCGGCCCAUCCGCCCAUAGACCGUGAGUCCAGAGAACAUGAGGAUGCCAUGACCACAGAGAUUACAGAGGAACUGCAGCCGGCGAAAGUGCCACUCCUCCCCAAAGACAUUGUGAACAGUAAAAAAGUCCAGGCUCUGCGCAAGGAGCAGAAGAGGAAGCAAGGCAAGCAGCGCUCGAUAGGCUCCCCCCUGGAUUACUCCCCUCUACCCAUUGACAAGCAUGAGCCAGAAUUUGGUCCUUGCAGGAGAAAGUUGGAUGGGAUCAUCCAGGGCAUGAAGGACACCUCUCGUGUCAUGGCUUUGUCUUUGUAUCUCCCCAACUGUGACAGAAAGGGGUUCUUCAAGCGCAAGCAGUGCAAACCUUCUCGCGGUCGCAAACGGGGCAUCUGUUGGUGUGUGGACAAGUACGGCGUCCAGCUCCCUGGCACAGACUACAGUGGCGGGGACAUUCAGUGUAAAGACCUGGAGAGCAGCAACAACAACAACGAGUGAAAAGGGGAGGAACUCUGUUUACCACCCCCCACCAACCCUCCUCCUCAUCCCCUAACCACCACCUGACCCAGGGCCCACACCUCCUCUCCCCCAUCACACCUGUCUGCUCUGCCCUCCAUUCACUUCAAGAUUUUUUUUCUCACAAAGGAAAAAAAGAAUCCAAACAAAAGAACAGGCUUAAAAGAGAGACCUGUAAUUUUCUUUUCUUUUUUUUUCUGUUGUUGACCGAGCACUCAUCUUCAAAUGAGGGGAAAAAAAACAGAAGAUUCAGACCCCUCGACUAUUGGCCAUGGGGCCCCUUCUAUGAGCCGGGUCCCCCGGCUACAGAUCCAUGAAAAUAUAUGCACACAAUGGAUAUAUUUUUAUAGAAGCUGGGGGUUUCAACACAACACUUUGUAUCAUGUAAAAUUAACUCAAAAUCAUUGUGAAGAAAAAAUAACAUAAGGCACAUUGAUUCUAAACAGAACUAUUUUAGCCACUCGGGGGUCUUGAGGCAAUAGCUGGAACUUUUAAUGAUUGGCAGAGUAAUUUGGUUUUUCAGCUAUUUGUUUUCCAAGAGAAAAAAAACAGAAACAUGAGAUAGGGAUCUGCUGUAACAGUUGACUCUAUCUGGGUAUGUGGUUCUGUCAGAGCACUUAUGAAUAGGGGAACCUGCUUAGAUAUGUGUACCUUCACAAAAUGAUGUGUGUAUGAAUGUAUGUAUGUGUGUAUGUACAGUAUGUAUGAGCCUGUGUAGGUGUACGAUGGAGUGAGCCUAUUACAAAAGAAUGUCCUUUUUCUUUCUCUUUUUUUGUUUUUGUUUUUGUCAACAAUUAUUGCUAGUGCUUGAAGUGGUCUUGGGGCUGGCCUUCUCUUACUAGCCUAUGUAAAGUAUGUCUCGGGACAUUGAGAGCGUUUGGAAACAAAAGAGUAAGCAGAUUGUUACAGAUGAACCUAUGUAAGUGGCUCUUUGACAAUGUAGCUAGCCUGAUAUGCCAACUGUGCCUAUUUGAACAGACACUGCCAUGCAGGGCCACACAGAACUUAACAGAGAGCGCUGACUCUACUGGCGAAAUAAAGUAUACGAUCAAUAUUUUUACAUUGACCUAUCAAUGAACAGUAUCUUUAACACUUUGCAGCUGGAUUGACGCGAGUGAAAAAUCAAACUUGCAUUCGCCAGUAAUGCCAGUGGCUUCUCUGAUUCGGUUGUGUGAAGUGUAGUUUUGUAUGGUUUUGUUUGUGCUGUUUUCUUUGCCUUCAGUGAAGUAACGACCGCCCACUUUUGAGCCAUGUUCCUUUAUCAAGUGGUUUCCCCUCAAUACUGCUACUACAGUGUAACCGUGGUGUAUUACAGUACAUUUAAGUAGUUAUUGAAUGUUGUUUUUCUCUAGAAACAAACAAUGACAACAAUGUAUUGGUGCUUGGAGAAAAAAAAGAUUAUUUUAGCCUGUUAUCCAUUUCAAUAGGUCCUUGUAAUCGGUCAGGAGAAUGGCCCAGAGUCAUUUGAAUACAGGACAGUCAAAGAAGCUAACCCUUUGAUGCCCUUCUGCUUACAAGCCUCUCUGUGGAAAUGUUAUCCUGCCUUUUCAACUACUUCUUAAAACAAUACAAAACUGCCUUGAGGAAUCGUGAGCAGUUUUUUUUUUUUUUUCAUCUAAAAGAGGAGCAUUGUCAAAAACAAGGGUUACAGUUAAUAACAGGGUCAGUUAAAAAGUUCUAUCUCUGUGUGCAAGUCACAGUGCCUUUCUACAUGCAAAUACAUUUGAAUAGUGGACGUGAAAGUGACAUGGAUGUCAUAGGGGGCAAAUUCCUUUUUCAGAUGCCCCACCCCACUAGGGCUGAUCCUUGUUAUGAUGAUAAAGAGGUCUAGGUUUAGUUCUGAUGUAGAGAAGAACGAUGAAUGUGGUAGGUCCUAUAAAUGGUGUCACAAAUGCAUUGCAAAUCCAUUAUAAUCUUUGCCUGUACCUCAGGGCAAUUCUGGACAAGAGUGAUUUGUGAGGAACCGCUGCGUAACCGCAGCCAGUUAAACCUCUCUCUUCUCUUUCUUCAACAACCAAUAAGCUAAUAUAAUUGCUUUUCAUGUGACUGCCAAUGUAUUUGAUUGCCAGAGAGUGGAAGCCAAAGGAUGUUAGAGUCUGGAGGUGAAUCAUCGUCAAGGGUGGCAGGAGGACUGCUUCUCUCUGCAUGUCUGUUUUGACAGGGAAGCCAUUUCCUCAGCCAGGGAGAAACGGUGCGAGCAUCCAAAAUGGCUUCUGGUUGUGAACAAAACGUCAAGGCUCCUUGCCCUGCUUCCCACACCAAAUCCCCACCACCACUUUCAAAAAAAAAAGCAGCUUGCACUUAUUUCAGUUACUCAAUAUUGAUACUGACACACAACGACGACCUGAGAUGUGGUGUCAUGAAGUUAGUGGGAAAAAACAGCCACAAAGCUAAAUGUUGUGUUAUCUUGUGCUUACCUUUUAAAGGUGGUGCUUCGAGGUAAUAUUUGUCGACAGGGGCUGUACAAGCCCAUGCCUGGGACCUCCAAUACAGCAACAUCCUUUAGGGAAAAUAGAUAGAAAGUAACACAUACAGUACACUAGCGAUGGCACGUGCUCUCAUGGCCUAUUGCACAGAUGAGAGAAAGACGGAGAAAGACUAAGAGGGGAGAAGAGAGGGUCAAGAGAGGAGACGAGAGCGAGCGCCAUGGGCAGUGGUCAUAAUCAGGGCCUAGCCACUUCCCCGAUAUGGGGUCACCAAUUGCAUGACAGUAGAUACAGUUAGCAAGACAGUUAC